AUGACCUUGCCAAAAUAUCAAGUCCUCGUGACUGCGGGCGAUGAAAGUGAAGAGCAAGCAAGAAAGAGACGAGCGCUCUACAUUCGGCCUUUUGUGCUGUUCUGGGCCAGCUCAAUGUUGGCUGAAAUUCUCUUCCUGGUUGUGGCCAUACUCUUCUUCUCGGGUUGGAGGGACAUUGUGUACAAGAUGAUAUGGACGCUGAUUCUGUGUCCGCUUGGGAUGGGCGGUGCCAUGGCGGGCAUCACCACUUACUUCCUAGUAGACCACUAUUAUGGCCAAAAAGCCGUUUGGUUCACCGCUCUUCUAUCUCUGUUGGUUUUCGGAAGCUGCAACUACCUUUGUUUCGUCCUUGAUCAUUAUUUCGAUUAUUUUGGCGCCUCAUCUCAUCCGCUUUGGUUUCAUUUGAGGUAUCCGGUCAUCUUCAUGUCUGGCUGGUCCUCGGGAAAACUACUCUUCACCGACGAGGGUCAGAAGACAUUGGUAAGCCUUCGGCUCUAG
Molecule: messenger RNA, 498 nt
Organism: Metarhizium robertsii ARSEF 23
Lineage: Eukaryota; Fungi; Ascomycota; Sordariomycetes; Hypocreales; Clavicipitaceae
Exons: 1
Coding region: 1-498 (165 amino acids)
Source: RefSeq, a predicted model, not a curated record